UCCUGGGAGGCCGGCGACGUCCGGUGAAAUCCAAGAUGGCGGCGCUCGGUUGAGUGUGCUGUCGGUGACAGAAGUGUCGCCCCCGGCCUCCUGACGCCCCGCGAGGGACCUUGCGCCGCUCCUCGCCAUCGCAAUUAUGUCUGGGCCCGGCAACAAACGCGCCGCCGGCGACGGGGGCUCAGGGCCCCCUGAGAAGAAGCUGAGUCGCGAGGAGAAGACUACAACCACUCUAAUUGAGCCCAUUCGGCUUGGGGGCAUCUCUUCCACGGAGGAGAUGGACUUGAAGGUUCUGCAGUUCAAGAACAAGAAACUAGCGGAGCGGUUGGAACAGCGUCAAGCCUGUGAAGACGAACUCCGAGAACGAAUUGAAAAAUUGGAAAAGCGGCAGGCCACAGAUGAUGCCACUCUCCUAAUUGUCAAUCGCUACUGGGCCCAGCUGGAUGAAACUGUGGAAGCCCUUCUCCGAUGCCACGAGAAUCAGGGGGACAUGUCUGCAGGGACAGAGCCACCUGGGGCCCAGGAGGGACCUACUCGCGAUGUGAUCCCUCUCACAGAGCCAGGGACUUCGGAUCUAAGGGAGGCCUUGCCCAUGCAACUGAGACCUCCUCUUAGUGAGCCAGCCUUGGCCUUUGUGGUAGCACUGGGUGCCAGCAGCAAUGAAGAAGUGGAACUGCAGCUGCAGGGACGGAUGGAGUUUUCCAAGGCAGCGGUGUCCCGAGUAGUAGAGGCGUCAGACCGCCUGCAGCGCCGGGUGGAGGAGCUCUGUCAGCGAGUAUACAGCCGAGGGGAUAAUGAACCCCCCAGUGAAGUGGCACGGGCACACACCCGGGAGCUGGGUCGUGAGAACCGGCGGCUACAGGACUUGGCCACUCAGCUCCAGGAGAAGCAUCAUCGCAUCUCAUUGGAGUAUUCUGAACUCCAGGAUAAAGUAACAUCAUCAGAGACUAAGGUGCUUGAGAUGGAGACAACAGUGGAGGACUUGAAGUGGGACAUUGAGAAGCUGCGCAAACGAGAACAAAAGCUCAAUAAGCACUUAGCAGAAGCCUUGGAGCAGCUCAACUCUGGGUACUAUGUCUCUGGGAGCUCCUCAGGCUUCCAGGGGGGUCAGAUCACACUCAACAUGCAAAAGUUUGAGAUGUUGAAUGCAGAGUUGGAGGAAAACCAGGAAUUGGCCAACAGUCGUAUGGCAGAGUUGGAGAAGUUGCAGACAGAGCUUCAGGGGGCUGUGCGGACUAAUGAACGCCUCAAGGUGGCCUUGCGGAGCCUUCCUGAGGAGGUGGUUCGUGAGACGGGGGAGUACCGAAUGCUGCAGGCCCAGUUCUCCCUGCUCUACAACGAGUCUCUACAAGUGAAGACCCAGCUGGAUGAGGCUCGGGGACUGCUGCUGGCCACCAAGAACUCCCACUUGAGACACAUUGAACACAUGGAGAGUGAUGAGCUGGGGCUGCAGAAGAAGCUGCGCACGGAGGUCAUACAAUUGGAAGACACGCUGGCCCAGGUGCGCAAGGAGUAUGAGAUGCUGCGCAUUGAGUUUGAACAGAACCUAGCUGCCAACGAGCAGGCAGGGCCCAUCAACCGGGAGAUGCGCCACCUGAUUAGUAGUCUCCAGAACCAUAACCACCAGCUAAAAGGGGAUGCCCAGCGAUAUAAGCGGAAGCUUCGAGAAGUUCAGGCUGAGAUUGGCAAACUCCGGGCCCAAGCCAGUGGCUCUACCCACCCCAUCCCCAACCUGGGUCACCCAGACGAUCCUGGCCUUAGUGCCCCAGCUCCAGGGAAAGAAGAGUGUGGUCCAGGUCCUGUAGGUACCCCUGACAGCAGAAAGGAGAUGGCUUUAGUGCCUGGUGCCACCACCACUACUUCCUCAGUGAAGAAAGAGGAGCAGGUCCCCUCAGAAGAGGAUGCCCAGGCCUUAACUCCUGGAGCUCAAGGCCCCUCUUCCAGGGGUCGAGAACCUGAGGCCAGGCCCAAAAGAGAACUUCGGGAACGAGAGGGGCCAGGUGUGGGAACCCCACCUGUAGCCUCAGCUCUCUCAAGGGUGGAUCGAGAGAAGGCCAAAUUAGAAGAAGCCAAGAGAAAAGAAUCAGAACUGCUCAAAGGUCUCCGAGCGGAGCUCAAGAAGGCCCAGGAGAGCCAAAAGGAAAUGAAGCUGCUGCUCGAUAUGUAUAAAUCAGCCCCCAAGGAGCAGCGGGACAAGGUGCAGCUCAUGGCGGCUGAACGCAAGGCCAAGGCCGAGGUCGAUGAGCUAAGGAGCCGUAUCCGAGAACUGGAAGAGAGGGAUCGAAGGGAGAGCAAGAAGAUUGCCGACGAGGAUGCCCUAAGGCGCAUCCGUCAGGCUGAGGAGCAGAUCGAACACCUGCAGCGCAAGUUGGGUGCCACCAAGCAGGAGGAGGAAGCUCUGCUGUCAGAGAUGGAUGUGACAGGUCAGGCUUUUGAGGACAUGCAGGAACAAAAUGGACGGCUGCUACAGCAGUUGCGUGAAAAGGACGAUGCCAACUUUAAGCUGAUGUCAGAGCGGAUCAAGGCCAACCAGAUUCACAAGUUGCUUCGAGAGGAGAAGGAUGAGUUGGGCGAGCAGGUUCUUGGCCUCAAGUCCCAGGUGGAUGCCCAGCUGUUGACCGUACAGAAGCUGGAGGAAAAGGAGCGGGCCUUGCAGGGCAGUCUUGGUGGUGUGGAGAAGGAACUGACACUGCGUAGCCAGGCCCUGGAGCUCAACAAAAGGAAGGCUGUGGAGGCGGCCCAGCUGGCUGAGGAUCUAAAGGUGCAGCUGGAGCACGUGCAGACCCGGCUAAGGGAGAUCCAGCCCUGCCUGGCAGAGAGCCGGGCUGCCCGAGAGAAAGAGAGCUUCAACCUCAAGAGGGCUCAGGAGGACAUCUCUAGGCUGCGACGCAAACUGGAGAAGCAGAGGAAGGUAGAAGUUUAUGCAGAUGCUGAUGAAAUCCUGCAGGAGGAGAUCAAGGAGUAUAAGGCGCGGUUGACCUGCCCUUGCUGUAAUACCCGCAAGAAGGAUGCGGUCCUUACCAAGUGUUUCCACGUGUUCUGCUUCGAGUGUGUGCGGGGCCGAUAUGAGGCCCGCCAGAGGAAGUGCCCCAAGUGCAAUGCAGCCUUUGGCGCCCAUGAUUUCCACCGUGUCUACAUCAGCUGAACCUGAAAUUUGGGGGACUUUUGGAAGACUCAUGGACCUAAGGGGCUGCUCCUCCCCACCCCAGGUUCAGUGGCCCCUCCAUUCCAUACCCUUUAGCCCCAAGCCCCCCCUGUCUAGUUGGUUUGGUGGCACUGGUGCAUGCUAACGGGAGUGGGAUGAGCCAGGCUCAGCUCCAUCCUUUGCUGAAGGGCAGAGCCGCUGCUCACGGGGCUCUCCCUGGGACCCAGAGCACUCAGCUGAGCUAGAAUCUGGCCCUAAUCUUGCUCCUGUUUUCCACAGACCCAUCCAACCCCUAAGGAGGGAUUCCCCCACCCAGGAGGAGGCUCUCUACUUGCCUACACACAGUAAGGAGCAGGAAUGGGCCAAGGGCUCAGCUUCUUGCCCAAGACAGGCCCUGGGUUCCUGGGACUUUCUAAACCUACUUACCCACCAAUCCUGGACAGGGCUUUGGACACUGGUGUGGCUCUUGUGCCAAGAGCUAAAGGAGCUAUCCCCUGAGGGCACUGUCCUUAUUUCUGGGAAGCUCUGCAGUUGCUGUGGUCACCAUCCUCUUGGAGUGCUGAACCGUGAUCACGUUUCUCCUAACCAACUCCCAAUCUCUGCUGCUCUCCCAGGCCCACCUAGCUCUACCCCAUGCAUCCCACUGGACCCUCACCUUGCUUUCAUCCUGGUGGCCUUAACUGCAGUGUAGGUGAAACUUCCCAGGAGGGGGAGGGGAAGACUAGCCGCAGCCACUGGGCCAACUUCUGAUCAUUCCAAGUAGAAGAGCUUUACCCAACACCGUGUGACUGAACCUGUACCAGGGAUCCUGUGCACCUUCCCAGGCUGGCUCCAUGGUCUAUGAAAGCAGCACCAGGGGGUGCCUGGGAGAGGCUGCUGACAGAUGCAGGGACCCAUUUAGACACUGCCUGUGCUCUAGAGAUGUCUUACACAGGCAGUUAAUUGUUACAAAUAAACAUCCAGCCUUCAACC
Dipodomys ordii (Ord's kangaroo rat) is the source of this 4114-nucleotide messenger RNA. It is a transcript of the gene Rnf40, whose product is annotated as ring finger protein 40, E3 ubiquitin protein ligase. The record is from RefSeq and is a predicted model, not a curated record. NCBI's taxonomy places the organism in Eukaryota, Metazoa, Chordata, Mammalia, Rodentia, Heteromyidae. Gene Ontology annotation, molecular function: metal ion binding; ubiquitin protein ligase activity. Gene Ontology annotation, cellular component: HULC complex; nucleus. Bases 137 to 3142 code for a protein of 1001 amino acids. The transcript has 20 exons.